AUGAACAUGAACGCGCUCAACAACGCUCUUGGCCAAAUCAUCAACCGUCCCGCGAGCCAGCGUCCCAGUGGCCCAAGACUUUCACCAUGGUCGACCCCCGCCGUGCCAGAUAGCGCGUGGAGCUCGCGAGACUUCAUGCUUGGCGCAGGCAUGGUGCUCAUCCAGAGGAGGACGCACAAGAUCGUGGUCGUGCAUGAGACGAGGAAGGACUACUGGUUCUUCCCGCGUGGAAGGAAAGAUGUUGGCGAGAGCUUGGAGCAGGCGGCGUUAAGAGAGGCUUAUGAAGAGUCAGGAUACCGUGCCCAGUUCCUACCUCUGAUCAACCGCACACACCAACCAACCUCACCUCAGGUCCACGAUUACGACAGUUACUACAACACCGAACCCGUGUUCAUGUCUCUUACAUCGUGGCGGCCACGACGGCGGCGCAACGGGACGAUGGAGCGGUAUGGGGGCGAGUACCUCACGACAUGGUACGCGGGGAUGAUAGAAGAAGACGCCGUAGCGGAGACUGGCACUGGCAUGCCGGAUGAACAAGACUAUCAGAGCCAUGUCUUACCCUUCGAUGAGGCCGAACGACUAGUCUUCGGUGUCGAGCGUCAGAUCCUCUUCUACGUCUGGGAGAUGUAUAUAGAGACAAUCAAAGCUAUACGAGACUUCGAGCGCCAGGAGGCUGAACGAAUUGCAGCGUCCCAAGAAGCUCCACCUAUCGACGAGCACAUCGCCGAACCCGUUGCAACUCAAUCGUGA
Molecule: messenger RNA, 750 nt
Organism: Cyclocybe aegerita
Lineage: Eukaryota; Fungi; Basidiomycota; Agaricomycetes; Agaricales; Hemipholiotaceae
Source: the annotation of a GenBank genome assembly